UUGCUGCGCUGCAGCAACGUGAUCCGUACAUCACAGAUAUUGUAGAUACGGCCUCACAAGUGGCUUUGUAUUCAUUCAGCUCGAAUGGGAACGAAUGGAUACCAAUUAUCAUGUGAUUGAGCCAUUUCUCCUGAACUGCAGCUGGAAUACUGAAGUUGCGGUUUGGCUUGUUUCUAGUGUAUUUUCUUAAAGAUGACCAGUGCAGGAAAAGACGUCAAUUGAAGGCACUCUGUUUGUCUACAAAAGAUCGGCUUCCCCAAUCAAUGGUUUCAUGAUUCUGAAUAGACUAGGUCUUAACAACUUGAUAGAGCCCAUAAUUAAAGACCUAGAAUUCCAGCUGCAAGACCCGUUCUUAUUGUACAGAAAUACAAAAGCAAUUUUUGGAAUAUGGUUUUAUGACAAAGAUGAAUGUGCCAGAAUAGGUCAGCUCAUGAAUUGUUUAGUCCAGCUUGCCAUUGAACAUCACCAUGCCAAAACCCAGAGCUCCAUGCGACAGAGAAGAGCAUCAGAGAGUGACAGUAUGGUAGAGAGACCCACAGAAAGCAUGGGUCCUACUGACCCUCAACAGGUGGACAUUAUUCAGAUGUUGUCCAAGGCACAACAUGAAUAUGUCAAGUCAAAAGGAGGAACAAGCAUUGGAAGAAAAGCAGAGCCUAAGCCAAUGAUUGACAAUCCCAAUGCUGCUGCAACCAAGACAACACAGCUGAUUCGCCCUAUGCCAUUGAAACUUUCUCCAAGUCAGAAUUUUGAAUCAGAAACAAGUGGUGGAGCCGUGAGUGACAGCUCCAGAGAAGCGGCAGGUGGUACUCCUAUCACAGCCAUAAGUCUGGAGGCCUUGUUCAGGAAUGCCAGUAUAACCAAGCAGAGGUGCGCCCCAGGGUCAAUGGACCAGUUGGGUGCAGAUGCCACCAGUAAAGAAAGGCCAUCAACAAACAGGUCAAUCUCCCUGUGUGAAUCCAGUCAUUUGUCUGAGGCAGAGUUGUCAAAUCCUGCCUCAUCCUCCUCCGGUGCAAGUCUACUUCAUCCCAUUCUCCAACAGCUCAUGUCAACUGGGCCGCGCCUAGAAACUGUGGAACAGCAACAACUCCCUCAGCACCCUCAACCUGGUGAUCUAAGUCCACGACACCCUCCAGGGCCUGGGGGUGACAUGGUGUCAAGCAAGCCCCAGGCCAGACUGCCUUUUAUUUUAAAUCCAGAAUUGUUGACAUUGGCCCCUGAUGCCAGUGUAUCAACUGCCCAGACAAUGUCUUUCAACAUAAUCAAACCUUCACUUGGUGCGGGAAGUGGUAUUAAUGUCAGUGCUGGUGGCAACAAAAGUCCUGACAUUGUCAAUACUUUAUCUUCUCCCGCUACAUAUUCAUCGCCAUCAUUUUCACUGUCGUCAACAGGACAGGCAGGCCAGAGUUUUAUCCCAGAUAAAAGCUCAGCUAAAAGUCUAGAGGAUAGAAUUGCAUCAAUUUGCUCAGUGCAAAAGACAACAGGGUCAGAAGCCGGCUUUCUGGAUUUGUCGUCUAGCACUCUUUUAACUCCAGCAGAAUUUGAAACGAGCAGCGUAAUUUCUGAGAAGCAUCAUCCUCCAUUGGCUAUCACACUACCCGCACCGUCUUUCAGCACGGAUGUGCUCCUUUCUCCAAUGGUAUUUACUACUUCAGCCAGAGGAUCACCACCGGUGUCACAUCUAUCUUGUACAGGACAAGGUGAUGCAUCACUUUUACAGCCAGGGAGUCUGGUAUCUGACGUAAAACCUAGCGUAGACCCCAGAAUUGCACCGUUAACUAAAGAACAGCUGAAACAAGCUCUAAUUUAUCUUCUGCAGACUGACACAAACUUUGUUUCAAGUAUCCAUGAAGCAUACCUGAAGAGUCUGCAAGCUGGUCUUUCAAGUGGCAAAUUGUAGCACAAGUGCUGUCUUCGGCGAAAGCCGAUUGCAGAGUUUGUUAAUAUUCAUUUCAGUGCUAAAUUUUGGCAGAAAUAUAUCUUUUUAAAGGCAUUUUCUGUUACAGAAAAUUUUUGAAAAGCAAAAUAUCAUAGUAAAUGAUGAAAAAAGAUGUUUCAUCCAGUUCUAUUUUAUGUGAGUGAGGUGAAAAUGUUUACUAUUAUUAAUAUGGUUCACCCACCACUCUUGGAUUGAGUGGAAUUUGUUUAAGAUUCUGCAGGUCUUGGAAAUUGAAUAUCUGGGCUCUUUCCAAAAAUAAAAACAUGUUGUUAUUAAUGUCAGUCUUGCUUCUUUUUUUUUGUGGGAAAACCUUUGUGGUGCAUUAAAGUAAUGGCGAGUUGGUACAUG
Molecule: messenger RNA, 2284 nt
Organism: Liolophura sinensis
Lineage: Eukaryota; Metazoa; Mollusca; Polyplacophora; Chitonida; Chitonidae
Product: mRNA-decapping enzyme 1A-like
Exons: 12
Coding region: 272-1897 (541 amino acids)
Biological process (GO): deadenylation-independent decapping of nuclear-transcribed mRNA; deadenylation-dependent decapping of nuclear-transcribed mRNA; positive regulation of catalytic activity
Cellular component (GO): P-body
Molecular function (GO): mRNA binding; enzyme activator activity
Source: RefSeq, a predicted model, not a curated record